This is a messenger RNA of Perca fluviatilis (European perch), 1875 nucleotides long. RefSeq names its product one cut homeobox 2 (gene onecut2). NCBI's taxonomy places the organism in Eukaryota, Metazoa, Chordata, Actinopteri, Perciformes, Percidae. Gene Ontology annotation, molecular function: DNA-binding transcription factor activity, RNA polymerase II-specific; RNA polymerase II cis-regulatory region sequence-specific DNA binding. The record is from RefSeq and is a predicted model, not a curated record. Gene Ontology annotation, cellular component: nucleus. The transcript has 3 exons. Bases 293 to 1870 code for a protein of 525 amino acids. Gene Ontology annotation, biological process: regulation of transcription by RNA polymerase II.
AGUAACGCAGGAGGAGGAGAGGGCUGGAUAUGGGGGAGCCACCGCACAGGCCCGUACGAUCGAGAUAAAAACAAUUUUUUUUUUUUUUUAAUGUGCACCUACCGGGGAAAAUACACAAAGACACCGAGCUGGAGAGGCCUUAGGAGGACGGGGAAACAACCGAGGAAGUGAAGGAAAAGGGGGAAUACGGCUACUGACCCAUCCCGGCGCAUCAGGGGAGAAGCAGCGAGAGAAAGGAGGAGAAGAAGGAGACAUAAUUCCGCUCGACCCGAUGGACUGAGAGGACAGAUGAAUGAAGACUGCCUACACUAACGCCUAUCGAUGCCUGGCCAAGGACCUGGACGCUUAUGCCAUGAACACGGACAUGACAAUGGACGGCAUUGGCAGCCUGCAUGGCGGGGUUUCCGUGAGCUCCGUGGUCCCUGAUGUGGAGCUGAUGAGCGGCCACAGCCCGCACCACGGGCGCGGAAGCUCGUCGGGGGGACACGGGGCGGCGGCGGCAGCGGCGGCCACCCUGCGGAUACACCAGGACCUGGCCGCCGCCGCCGCGGCGUCAUCCCGCUCUGCCAUGGUGUCCGGCAUGGCCACGAUACUGGACGGCAGCGGGGAGUACCGUCCGGAGCUGUCCCUGCCGCUGCACCACGCCAUGAGCGUGCCCUGCGACACGUCCUCUCCCGGGAUGGGGAUGAGCGGCACCUACACCACCUUAACCCCGCUGCAGCCGCUGCCCCCCAUAUCCACCGUGUCGGACAAGUUUCACCAUCAUCACCAUCACCACCACCACCAGCGGCUCUCCGGGAACGUGAGCGGGAGCUUCACCCUGAUGCGGGACGAGCGGGGGCUACCGGGCAUGAACAACCUCUACAGCCCGUACCACAAGGACCACAUGUCCGGGAUGGGUCAGAGCCUUUCCCCGGUGCUGGGUAACGGCCUGGGUUCCAUACACAACACCCAGCAGGGUCUCCACAAUUACGGCAACACGACGCACGGAGGCCACGAUAAGAUGCUGAACUUCGACGCGCACCACACCGCCUCAAUGCUGGCCAGAGGGGACCACCACCAGCACCGAGGACUCGGUGGGCCGGCGGCCGGGAUGAUGUCGCAUCUGAACGGGAUGCACCACCCGGGGCACCCGGCCGUGUCCUCGGCGGGCCACCACCCCCACCCCCACCUCCAGUCUCCAUCCCACGGGCCCGUGUUGGCUUCCACCAGGGAAAGACCGCCCUCCUCCUCGGGGAAUCAGGGGGUGAACAGCUCGGGGCAGCUGGAGGAAAUCAACACCAAGGAGGUUGCGCAGAGGAUCACGGCGGAGCUGAAGAGGUACAGCAUCCCCCAGGCCAUCUUCGCCCAGAGGGUGCUGUGCCGCUCCCAGGGGACCCUGUCGGAUCUCCUGAGGAACCCCAAACCCUGGAGUAAACUUAAGUCGGGCAGGGAGACCUUCAGGAGGAUGUGGAAGUGGCUGCAGGAGCCCGAGUUUCAGAGGAUGUCGGCCCUCAGACUGGCAGGUGGAAGUACCUCCAGUUACUCACAGCUACCAGAGCUUCAUGAUGAUCAACACAAGUCCAGUCAGGAAAUGCCAGCGUGCAAACGGAAGGAGCAGGACACAGCGAAGGACCGCAACAACACGCCAAAGAAGUCGCGGCUUGUCUUCACCGACCUGCAGCGGCGCACCCUGCUGGCCAUCUUCAAGGAGAACAAGCGGCCGUCCAAGGAGAUGCAGCUCACCAUCUCGCAGCAGCUGGGCCUCGAACUCACCACCGUCAGCAACUUCUUCAUGAACGCCCGCCGCCGGAGCCUUGACAAAUGGACAGACGACGGCGCCAGCCCCGGCGCCCAAUCUUCAGCGUCCAGCACUUGUACCAAAGCGUGAUAACA